GAUCGCACGCGCUGGAGGUCAGAGAAACUCCAAAAUGUCGGCUGCUAGUCUCACGUCCUUGAGCCGCUGUGGUUUUUUGGCUUUCCGCUCCCCCGCAGGACUGGUGGCGGUGCGGUACGCCCAGACAGCAGCAGCUCCAGCACCUGAGCCCAGGAUAAAGAAGUUUCAGGUGUACAGAUGGGACCCAGACACUCCAGGAGACAAACCCCGUAUGCAGACCUACGAAAUCGACCUCAACACUUGUGGCCCAAUGGUUCUUGAUGCUCUGAUCAAGAUCAAAAAUGAGAUGGACUCCACUUUAACCUUCCGCCGCUCCUGCAGAGAGGGUAUUUGUGGAUCCUGUGCAAUGAACAUUAACGGAGGAAACACACUUGCCUGUCUCAACAAGAUUGAAACCAACCUCAGCAAGCCAACUAAGAUUUACCCUCUGCCGCACAUGUAUGUGGUGAAGGACCUGGUACCUGACAUGAGCAACUUCUAUGCCCAGUACAAGUCUAUUGAGCCCUACCUGAAGAAGAAGGAUGAGUCAAAGGAAGGAAAGGAGCAGUACCUGCAGACUGUCGAGGACAGACAGAAACUGGACGGGCUGUAUGAAUGUAUCCUGUGUGCCUGCUGCAGUACGAGCUGCCCCAGUUACUGGUGGAACGGAGACAAAUACCUCGGGCCUGCUGUGCUAAUGCAGGCUUAUCGUUGGAUGAUUGACUCACGAGACGAGUUCACAGAGGAGCGUCUGUCCAAGCUGCAGGAUCCUUUCUCGCUCUACCGCUGCCACACUAUCAUGAACUGCACCAAGACCUGUCCCAAGGGCCUGAACCCGGGGAAGGCGAUAGCUGAGAUCAAGAAGAUGAUGGCCACAUACAAGGAGAAGAGAGCAGCUGCUGUCUGAAACCUCAGUGUUCCUCUUGUACAACCUUUCCCUCCAUGAUAAAAUUAUAUAUUGAUUUAAAAAAAUGCUUUUUGAGGUCUGAAGGGCCAGAACACCUGUCAGCUCCACCACCACCACCAUCACCACUCCCUACAGACCGCACUCAUCUGUAAUGGAAAUGUGUGUGUGUGUGUGUGUGUGUGUGUGUGUGUGUGGUUGAAGGACUUGGUGUUAAAUAAACGCACAUGUACAGUAUGAAUGCACGAGAGAGUGUGUGUGUCUGAGUCUUGCAUGUACCAUAGCAGACGUAUUUAUCUUCAACGCUACUGUGUGCACGGUCGUGCACUUGGGAGACGUGAUGCUGCAUUUUAAAGUAAACAGGAACAGUUUCUUGUUAACAUUUUUAGCUUAUUUGCUUCAAAGACAUACAGUGUUUAUGUUCCCUCAGAUCUUCCAACAUACCAAUAACAGUCUUUGUUUUCGUGGAAAAUAAAUAGUUGCAUUGCC
Molecule: messenger RNA, 1372 nt
Organism: Plectropomus leopardus (leopard coralgrouper)
Lineage: Eukaryota; Metazoa; Chordata; Actinopteri; Perciformes; Serranidae
Gene: sdhb
Product: succinate dehydrogenase complex, subunit B, iron sulfur (Ip)
Biological process (GO): respiratory electron transport chain; tricarboxylic acid cycle; aerobic respiration
Cellular component (GO): mitochondrial membrane
Molecular function (GO): 2 iron, 2 sulfur cluster binding; electron transfer activity; oxidoreductase activity
Source: RefSeq, a predicted model, not a curated record